GGAAACGUGUCGUAUAUAUGAAACUCCCUCUCUCCCUUCGCUGCACACUGCGGCGGCCCACGAGUGUGAGGCAUGAAAUCCAAGAUGGAAACCUUGGCAGCACUGUGCACUCUUCUACCACUCUUACUUUUUGUUCAUGGAGACCUUGUGGAACAAUUUGAGGAUGUGCCUGAAUGCUUGAAGUAUUUCUACAAAAGCAAAGUGCCAAGAUGGGGGUCUUCAAAAUCUGGCACUGCUCAUCUCUGUCAGCGAUUUGCUAACCGGUAUCACUUUGCCACUUUGUACGACACACACCACCGGAUUGCAGUUUACUCUGCAUACGUGUUCGAGCCCAGCAACGGAGGGGGACGGGAGAGAAGGUGGUUUGUAGAGCCUCAGCUGGUAAAUAAAUCGUGGCAAGCAGAGAUGAAGGAUGGUUACUGGCUGGGGAAAGAUUACCCUGGGAUCUACCUGGGGGAGAAACAGGCUCUCAAUGAGGACUACACACACUCGGGCUUUGACCGAGGUCACCUCAACCCCAACGGACACCAUGCAGUUCCUGGCCGCAAUGCCACAUUCACCCUCACCAACGUGGUUCCGCAGAACCCCAAAAUGAAUCAGGACGCAUGGAGAAUCCACGAGUCUCAACUUAACGAUCUUUUCCGCAAAAAGUGUUCCAAGGCUUACGUUUUGGUGGGUGCGGUACCUUCUGCGGAUAACUGGAUUGUGAAGAACAAUGUGAGGCGUGUCAACAUCCCAGACUACGUGUGGAAUGCAUACUGCUGCGUGGACAACGAUGAGAGGCCCAUUCAAGCGGGCGCCGCUGCAGCAAGAAACACAGAGGACAACUGGGUGGAGAAAUUCUCCUUGGAUGAAUUCGGCGAGUUCUUGCAGCAGUUCUCAAAUCAACCAGUAGGGGAGCUUUUUCACAAUAGCUGCAGCAUUUGA
Molecule: messenger RNA, 927 nt
Organism: Syngnathus typhle (broad-nosed pipefish)
Lineage: Eukaryota; Metazoa; Chordata; Actinopteri; Syngnathiformes; Syngnathidae
Product: endonuclease domain-containing 1 protein-like
Exons: 6
Coding region: 73-927 (284 amino acids)
Molecular function (GO): nucleic acid binding; metal ion binding; hydrolase activity
Source: RefSeq, a predicted model, not a curated record